AUGAGCUCGUCCGCGACAGCUGUGCUGACGAACAUCGCCAGGCUCGCCAUCACGCUCGGCGUGGGCGGCAGCUUGCUUAACGCGUCACUCUAUACGGUCGACGGCGGGCAUCGCGCGGUGUUGUUCGAUCGGUUCCGCGGAGUUCUGGAGGAGACGCAGGGCGAGGGGACGCACUUUCUGAUCCCGUGGCUGCAGAAGCCCUACAUCUUCGACGUUCGUACUCGCCCGCGUUCCAUCACCUCCGUUACAGGAACAAAAGAUCUGCAGAUGGUGAAUCUGACACUGCGAGUGCUCUCCAAGCCGGAAAACACCCACCUGCCGACCAUUUUCAAGACCCUCGGCACGGAUUACGAUGAGAGGGUGCUGCCUUCUAUCGGCAACGAAGUGCUUAAAGCCGUCGUGGCUCAAUUCAAUGCGGAUCAGCUACUCACAGAGCGUCCAUAUGUGUCGAAGCUUGUGCGGGAGGCGCUGACGCAGCGAGCCAAGGACUUCAACAUCGUGCUGGAUGACGUGGCACUGACCCAUCUUUCGUAUGGCGCAGAGUUCUCCAAGGCUGUUGAGCAGAAGCAAGUUGCGGUGAUGAAGGCGGAACACGAGAGGCUGUUCCCAUGCGAUAUAUUGUUUCUCUCCUUGUCUUCUCUCCUUGUCCCUUGUAUCCUCCCCACAGCCCAGCAGGAGGCUGAGAGGUCCAAGUUUGUGGUGAUGAAGGCGGAGCAGGAGAGGCUGGCAGCGAUCACACGGGCAGAGGGCGAGUCUGAGGCUGCCAAGCUGGUGGGUGAUGGUUUGUGGUCUAGGGUUUAA
This is a messenger RNA of Closterium sp. Naga37s-1, 801 nucleotides long. The record is from the annotation of a GenBank genome assembly. Lineage: Eukaryota; Viridiplantae; Streptophyta; Zygnematophyceae; Desmidiales; Closteriaceae.